Nezara viridula (southern green stink bug) is the source of this 270-nucleotide messenger RNA. The record is from the annotation of a GenBank genome assembly. NCBI's taxonomy places the organism in Eukaryota, Metazoa, Arthropoda, Insecta, Hemiptera, Pentatomidae.
AUGAGCGGAGACUGGAAGGCUAGAUCCAGUGUUGCAACUGGACUCCACGGCCUUGAGGGUUCGCUUUCGAGCCUCAAGUGUGGACAAGUAGAUUCCAUUACCACAAGGGGAUUCAACCUGCCACCGCAAAUCCAACGAUCGCUGCGACCGCUGAAUGAAACAGAUGCACCAGAGGUGAAUAAUAAACAGAAGGGAGGGGGUGAUGCUCCCUCGCAAAGUGGAUUUCUUCCAGCCAGCGUGAACCCAAACGGCUCCUGUAAUUUAUACUAA